ACCAACCCUCCAUACUGAGAGGAAGAGAUUAUUCCCUGGACACCAGUAACUGACGCAGGGGGGGGGGGAAACGCAAUAGGCGUUAGAUAACGCACCGUGGAAACUACCAAGGAGACGUCAUUUCUGGCUGACUGCCAGCAGACCUGGGAAGGAGGCGGCAUCUGACCUGGAUCUCUAAAAGUGAGACUUAGGGGGGCAUUUGGAAAGGGGCAGCGUAUACCAGGUAGAAGGCUCAGUGUUAGCAACAAAAUUCCAGGCUGGUAUAUGAAAGGCGGAAAGACUUCUCAUCUUCUGCUUCUGAAUGUUGACCUUUUUCAUGCUAAAUGGCGUUUAAUGAUUGCUUUAGUUUGAGCUAUCCUGGUAACCCCCAGCCAGGGGACUUGAUUGAAGUAUUUCGUUCUGGCUAUCAGCACUGGGCACUGUACUUGGGUGAUGGUUAUGUUAUCAACAUAGCACCUCUAGAGGAUGGCAUUUCUUCCUCAUUUACGAGCGCCAAGUCUAUAUUCAGCAGGAAAGCCCUGGUGAAGAUGCAGCUGCUGAGGGAUGUUGUGGGAAAGGACACAUACAGAAUAAACAAUAAAUAUGAUGGGACCUACUCCCCACUCCCCAUGGAAGAAGUCAUGCAACGGUCAGAGAUGGUUAUUGGACAGGAGGUGGAAUAUGACAUACUUGUCAACAACUGUGAGCAUUUUGUGACUUUGCUUCGUUAUGGAGAAGGAGUUUCAGAGCAGGCCAACCAAGCAAUAAGUACCAUUGGGUUUGUGGCAGCUGCUGCUGGUGCCUUCUCACUCCUGGGCUUGUUUCCAAAAAGACAAAGAGCAAAAUACUAUUAACAAUUUACUGAAGAGAUAUUGGAACUGAAGGAAUUUGUGAGGAGGGGAAAAAAAAAAACUGGGAUGAAUACUUAUUUUCAAUGCAUCAUUAUUGUUCCAAAUUCCAGUGAUGGAUGGCAGG
This is a messenger RNA of Neogale vison (American mink), 954 nucleotides long. It is a transcript of the gene PLAAT1, whose product is annotated as phospholipase A and acyltransferase 1. Gene Ontology annotation, cellular component: cytoplasm. The transcript is spliced from 5 exons. Gene Ontology annotation, biological process: N-acylphosphatidylethanolamine metabolic process. Lineage: Eukaryota; Metazoa; Chordata; Mammalia; Carnivora; Mustelidae. The record is from RefSeq and is a predicted model, not a curated record. Gene Ontology annotation, molecular function: A2-type glycerophospholipase activity; glycerophospholipid phospholipase A1 activity. Bases 324 to 833 code for a protein of 169 amino acids.